CACAACCGGAUGUUGUAUAAUUCAACAGGAUGAUGGGCGGGAGGUGAAUACCAGCAAAAGGGAAAAAGGGGGAUAACGGGAACGGCCCUGUUUGGGAAAAGACAUCAAACGGUUGGUAACGUGGACCUUGGCCUGGCCUAGACGCUUUAAAGUGGUUGGACAUUUUUCUACCUUUUUGUAAGAAUGCAGGUGAGGAAGUAGCAGGUGAUGAAGGUGUCUCUUGUCUUUUCUUUAGGACCCUAAAAAGUCCAACAGCAGAGUGUGAGACCAGAAGUUGCUUCCAUUUCCUGCUGUUUUUUUUUGUUUGUUUUGGCACUUUCUUCCUCCGCUGGGACGCCCACAGAGAUGGCCAACAUGUGCCCGUAUGGCCUUUACACCCACGCCGUGGUGCGCGGCAUCCCGGAGACUUUUGGGAAGGCGGUGGGAGACAACGACGAGAACAAGGAGGUCUCAGUGGACCUGGCCAAGGCUCAGCGCCAGUUUGGCUGCCUGACGGGGGCCCUGAGGCAGAAAGUGGGACUGCAGCUAAUCGAGAUCCCCCCCGACCCGGAACUGCCAUUGAGCUGGAAGAUAGAGGACGUGGCGGUGAUCCAGGGGCACACGGCGCUCAUCACCAGGCCCUUCAGAGAGCAGAGACGCAGUGAGGCAGAGAUGGUGCGGAGGAUGUUGUCCGAGCUUGGCGUGACCGUGGUGGACAUGGACGACACGCAGGGAAACUCUGAAGGGGCCACGCUGGAGGGCAGCGACGUGCUUUUCACAGGGAGGGAGUUCUUUGUGGGCAUCUCCUCCCACACCAACCACAGAGGAGCUGAGGUGCUGGCGGACACAUUCAAGGACUUCUCCGUGUCCAUAGUCCCGGUCUGCGGCGGAGCUCGGCUGAAGCAGGUGUGCUCCAUGGGAGGCGCCGACACCAUCAUCUUCAGCGACAGUAACGGGGCCAAGAGGACUCUCAGGAUGAUGGAGCAGCUGGCAGAUCAUCACUAUAACAUCAUCACCGUGCCGGAACAAUCUGCCGCCAACUGCAUUUACAUAAAGGGUCCGGCCAAGAAAGACUUCCUGCUCCACAGGCCGGCAGAUGAAUGUCCUGACAGCAUGUCUGCCCUCCAGAAGCUGCAAGACUACAACUUCUUGCCUACAGCCUGCAGUGAAGCCUCCAAACUAGGAGCAUCGCUGUCCUCACUUUGCCUCCUCGUCAAUAAGAAGCACACUUAUUUCUGAUUGUAUGUAAAAAAAACAAAAAACGUAUCACUGCAGGGUGCAAGCAGGGGCUGUUAAAUGAAAAGUAUAGUUCACCAAGUACACUGAAUGACAUGUCUCUCUAAUUGCAAGAAAACAAGCUCACCUAGCAGUAGUUCUGCUUUCACAGCAUGUCAGUGACGCUUGAAAUUAUUCUGCCCUUGAAUGCUUAGCAUGAAAGCUAUUAAAGUAUGCAUAUUGAUUGUAAUGUAGUAUAGCUACAAGGACACAAACGCAUUCAAGCUUGUGUUGUGCAGAAACAUUACAUACAGUAAGAGCAAAAUAGCUGACAAUUUGUCACAUAAGAUUAACCUGACUUUCUUUUUUUACAAACUAAAAUAUCAAAAUGGCCACUGCUUGCACUUUACAGUAUGCAGCCUUUAGUGGAAAAAGUUGUGACACCCCUGUUUGAAGUUACUACAUUUAGCUACUUUUGCACCAAUAACCACUUCAGUUUUUGUACAAAACACUAGUUGAUAAAAUGUUACAAUUUAA
Entelurus aequoreus (snake pipefish) is the source of this 1731-nucleotide messenger RNA. RefSeq names its product DDAH family member 2, ADMA-independent (gene ddah2). The record is from RefSeq and is a predicted model, not a curated record. Lineage: Eukaryota; Metazoa; Chordata; Actinopteri; Syngnathiformes; Syngnathidae. Gene Ontology annotation, molecular function: amino acid binding; dimethylargininase activity. The coding region runs from base 346 to 1218 and encodes 290 amino acids. Gene Ontology annotation, biological process: arginine metabolic process; positive regulation of nitric oxide biosynthetic process. The transcript is spliced from 6 exons.